Bradysia coprophila is the source of this 627-nucleotide messenger RNA. RefSeq names its product DNA polymerase epsilon subunit 3 Chrac-14 (gene Chrac-14). Gene Ontology annotation, cellular component: CHRAC; epsilon DNA polymerase complex. The record is from RefSeq and is a predicted model, not a curated record. Lineage: Eukaryota; Metazoa; Arthropoda; Insecta; Diptera; Sciaridae. Gene Ontology annotation, molecular function: chromatin DNA binding; protein heterodimerization activity. Gene Ontology annotation, biological process: leading strand elongation; DNA damage response; heterochromatin formation.
AGCGAUUUUUUUUUGUUUUGCACAAAUGUCAAACGUUUUACCGCUAAAACACCGACAGUCUUGUUAUUGUUAAUUGCAAUCGAAAUCCGGGACGAUCAGGAAUUUGCAUAAAAUAAACAUCGCACAGAAAAGCUGAAGAAUGGUCGAAAAAAUUCAAGACCUCAAUCUACCGACAGCUGUCGUAACCAGACUCAUAAAGGACGCUCUACCCGACGGAAUCAUCAUUGCCAAAGAAGCGAGAAUUGCGAUUAGUAAAGCAGCUUCCGUUUUCAUAAUUUAUCUCUCGUCGGCAGCUAUAAAUGAAGCGAAAAAAUUGAAACACAAAACGAUGACACCGCAAAACAUAUUAGAUGCACUGGAAGAGAUUGAAUUCGAAAGUUUCAUCGAACCGCUGAAGGAGUGCUUGGAGGUGUACCGAAAGAACAUGAGGGACAAAAAGUCGAGCAAACAGGCGAACGAUAAGGACGAUAAGGACGGCGAUGCCAAGGAUGACGAAGAAGAAUUCGAAGCAGACGAAGUGGAGGAGAAAGAUGAAUGAUUCCGAAAAUUGAUUUAAUUAAGUUGCUCACAAGAGCGGAAAUUUGUAAUUUAUUUUGGUAAAUGGUAAACGGCACCGGAGAAAAUCAA